AGACUUUAAUGAAUAAUUUAACAAAUAGGUCGGCUGCAGAUAAUACAAAAUUACGCCGAUCUAGUUGAGCUUGGUAAACGAACAAUCACAAAAGGAUAGAGCUUGUGAACAAUUAACAAUAUAGGUAAAGUAAAUAUAGCAUAAACUCAACUGAUCCGGUAGAUAAAUCCAUAAAGAGCUAUGCGGUUUUGGAGAUUUUUUUGUUAGUACAUUCAAAAAGGGAGACAAUAUUUAAAGACCAUCCCCUUGGGCCAUUCCUGUAAAUCACCCCUGCUAUUUGCACAUUCCUGGAAAGAUAAUUCUGGAACAUCCUUUCAUAGUAAGAGAAACAAUAUGGGGAGACUGAACAAUAAGUCAUAGGGAAAACCACACUUUCUUUUACAACUCCCAUUACUCUAUUUUGCAAAAACCAUGUUCCUUAUACAUAAAGGCAUAAAAGACAAAUAGAAAGUUACAUAAAGAUAUUACAUAAUGUGAAGUUACAGUUUGUGGUACUCACAUGUCAACCAAUAAUUACAUCUAUUAUUGCAGAAUCAGAAACAACUCUCGAGCAGCUUCACUGACUCAGUUGAACUCAUUGAAGAUGAGGAUGGUAAGAAAUGUAAGAAACCUGGUUCUUCCAGACAUUAUUAUGGUUAAUUGUGCGUAUGUUUUUGUGGGUUUUACUCUUUUUAGUACUGGUUCCAAACACUGAAAGUUUGAGUCAAUUAUAUCAAAUAUAUUUCAUCCUCCCUCCCCUUCUUGUGCUACAGUAAAGCACUUCUGUUAAUAUGAAGAAAAGUCAAGUUAUUGAAUAAAAGACCAAGUCCAAGUCUACACAAAGAAACACAAGUCAGUAAGUCUUCUCUUAAUAUUUUGAAGUGUAGAGAGUAGACGGAUCAAACAUACAAUCACCUCAGUCCAAAACUUAUGCUGAGGAAGGGUACCACACAUAUUAGUAAAAUUUCCACUAGAGAAGGACACCUUUUCCACUCAUAUGUUAUAAAUGUAAAUAAUUCUCUUACUUUUUCUAAAAAAAAUUAUCCACUGUAGUCCCUAGCACUUCAAGCAGUCGAGAUGGCCCUCUUUUUCCUCUUGCACUUACUUCUCAUAGUCAUGGUACCCUUUGCUCUGUUUGGUGAAGGAGCAAAUGAUUGCAAAGAGUCUAGGUGCAAUAGUGAAUCCCCUUCCCAUUUCACUUAUACUAUUUGUUGAGCAUAUUAAUUAUGCGUCUCAGGAGAUUAGGGUUUAUUGUCCGGGAAGUUGUACUGUGAACCUAUUGCACUUUAACUUUCCAGCAUCUCCUUUCCUCUUUAAUGAUGAGCCUCUUCUUUGUAACUUCUCCAUUUUUAGUCCUUCUGGUAUCUCAAACGGUGACUUUGGCUCACAGGAUUGCUCUGCCACCUCUGACUCUGGAUUAAUUGUUCUCAGCAAUUUCAAUACUUUGGAAGGCUACACUGAUCUUUUACAUUAUAAAAAGAUUGCGGAAAUUCCAUCUGUUCCCUGAGUUCUAGAAUACACUUUCCCCUUCCGGAUGAGUUGGUUAAAUCCAAAGUGUGGCUACUGUGAAGGUCUUGGAAUGGAUUGUGGUUUCAAGAACUAUAGCAACCCACUGGGAACUAAGUGUUUCGACAGACCAUCGACUACAAAAGGCGGAUUUAAGGAACCACUGAUUGCAGGUGGAGUAUUAGGAUUUCUUCUUUUGGGAAUUAUUCUGUUAGCACUCUAUGAGUUUUAUAGCUCAAGCAAAAUUGAAAGAGAGAAUCAAGCUAGAGUUGAGAAGUUUCUGGAAGACUACAGAGCUCUCAGGCCUACUAGAUAUACUUAUGCAGAGAUUAUAAAGAUAACAAAUAUGUUUCACGAACGAUUGGGAGAGGGAGCAUACGGGGUUGUUUAUAAAGGAACACUUUCUAAUGAAAUUCAUGUUGCUGUCAAAGUGCUAAAUGACUCCAUACGAAAUGGGGAAGAAUUUAUUAAUGAAGUUGCAGCAAUGGGGAAAAUCCACCACUUCAAUGUGCUUCGCCUCGUUGGCUAUUGCACUGAUGGAUUCAGAAACGCUCGUGUAUGAAUAUUUGCCAAAUCAGUCGCUUGACAAACUCAUUUUUCCAGCAAGUUCCAAAGAUCACAUUACCCUUAAUUGGAAGAAGCUUCAUGAUAUUGCUAUGGGUAUAGCGAAAGGACUGGAGUAUCUUCAUCAAGGAUGUGACCAACAAAUCCUUCAUUUUGACAUCAAACCCCAAAAUAUUCUGUUAGACCAUAACUUGAACCCAAAGAUUGCUGAUUUUGGUCUUGCCAAGUUAUGCUCUAAAGAGAAAAGUGUUGUAACCAUGACUGAAGCUAGAGGAACCAUGGGUUAUAUUGCACCAGAAGUAUUCUCCAGCAAUUUUGGAAAAGCGUCUCAUAAAUCUGAUGUCUAUAGCUUUGGUAUGCUGCUACUUGAAAUGGUUGGAGGGAGGAAGAAUUUUGAUGCAAAGGCCAGUAAUAGCCAAGUGAACUUUUCUGAGUGGAUUCAUCAACAAUUGAAUGAAGGAGAAGAGUUGAAAAUCAGGAUAGAGGAAGAUGAUGAUAUCAUAAUUGCAAGGAAAUUGGCUAUUAUAGGACUUUGGUGCAUACAAUGGAAUGCAACGGAUCGACCUUCCAUCAAAGUUGUUACGCAAAUGCUAGAAGGAGAUGGGAGCAAUCUAACUAUUUCUCCUCCUUUUACAGCAAGAUACACCACCCACGUAGGAGCUGGAGUGAUUGCAUGCCCUUCUAGCGAAGAGUUGACAAUGAUAUCAGAACUAGAAUGAAGGAAAGCUGCAUCUAAAGUUCUUAUGUUAGAUUCAGUACAAGUGGAAGCCUGAAUUUUAUAUAAAGUAUUUUAGUACUUCCAUUAGAUAUGUUAAGCCAUUUAGGUGCGACUGUUCAACUCUUUUACAUGUGCAAAUGAUUUAUUGUGACUGUAUCUGCUUUGUUUUUUCCUGUAAAGUAUAAGUAUUCUAAUAAACGAUUCUCAACUCAA
This is a messenger RNA of Nicotiana tabacum (common tobacco), 2980 nucleotides long. Its product is annotated as rust resistance kinase Lr10. Lineage: Eukaryota; Viridiplantae; Streptophyta; Magnoliopsida; Solanales; Solanaceae. Gene Ontology annotation, molecular function: ATP binding; protein kinase activity. The record is from RefSeq and is a predicted model, not a curated record. Gene Ontology annotation, biological process: protein phosphorylation.